Nezara viridula (southern green stink bug) is the source of this 12353-nucleotide messenger RNA. Lineage: Eukaryota; Metazoa; Arthropoda; Insecta; Hemiptera; Pentatomidae. The record is from the annotation of a GenBank genome assembly.
AUUUUUUUCAUUAAUACAAUGGUAUGACAACAAAAGUAAUUUGUCGUUCAUUUAAAAUUUAGAAAUUCAAAUUCGUUCCAAAUUUAGAAUUCCAUAGCUUAUUGUUUUUAGCAACUAUUUUGCAGUGUUAGGAUCUUAUUGCUCAUAUUAUGUCUUUAAUAUAUCUGUAUAGUUAUGUAAAUACUUCUUGUAUUGCUUAUUUUUUUAAUAUUUUUUUAUUGUAAUAUGCUUUUUGGCCAGAUGUUUUGUUAAUUUUUAUGUACAAUAUUGUUAUUCUUAAGGGACUUUGUCCCAAAAUAAAGUUGAUUCUUCUAUUCUAUGUAGUAAUUUUAUUAUAAGUUUAAUCAUUGGCCUACUUUCAUUGUUUUAGUGCCCCACACAAUCGGAGGAUACCAGUGUGGAGACAAUUGAAAACAUCGAUACUGAAGAAAGAACAGUAGAACAAAAAAUAAUAGAUCAACUUUUUUUGAAAAAUGAAAUGCUAUAGAAACUGAAUCUUUUAAAUUCAAGCAAUUUCAAGAACAGGCCGAAAAGAAACUAAGUGGUCUAAUAAAAACAGAAAAAGAGAGAGGCGAGCUUCAAGUAAAAAAGUAAAGUAAAGGCAAUCAGUUCGUUGGAACAGUGCAGAAAUUUCGAACGCGUUUGCGAUCAGAUACUUCCGUAUAAAAUGUUAUUCUUUUUUAAGAGACCAACUUAAUUACCCAUUGCCUGGCCUCUCCUCUCCUAGAAGGUGGGCAAGCAAAAUAGAUCUAAGCAGAGGGUUCCUCUAUGAUGUAAUUAGAUUUAUAAAAAUCAAAUCAUUAACUACGACCGAUCUCGAAAAACUGACAGUUAUACAAUUUGAUGAAAUGACAGUUAUACAAUUGAAAGUUUCAUCAAUGUAUGAAUAUUAUAAUAUGAAAGACCAAGUAAUUGGUCCUUACUCUCAAAUGCAAAUGAUCAUGGCGAGAGAGCUUACAUUAAAUUGGAAGCAACCAAUUUAUGUAGGUUUUGACCAAAAGGUUACUGCAGACAUUUUAAUGGAAGGCAUUAGAUUAUUAAACGAAAUUGGCUACAUCGUUUGCGCUUGCAAUAUAAACUGUGGAAAUGGAAACCGUGGACUUAAGACGCAUUUGGGAAUCGAUAUAGAUAAUGCAUUUUUUAUUAACCUUUGUGAUAAAUUGAAAUAAAUUUUUGUUUUUGCUGAUGGCCCACACCUGUUAAAAUUAAUCAGAAAUCGGUUCUUAGAUGAGGGGUUAGUUUUAAAAAAUUUAAAAAUUAUUUCAAAGCAGCCAGUGUAAGAUUUACCUAAUGUUAGGUUACCCGAAGAUUACUUCAUGUUAUAAACUGACUCAAAUUCUUGUAAAAAACACAACGGCAGAGCGUAAGGUUGGCAGCAGAACUAUUUUCUCAUGGUGUUGGAACUGCAUUAAAGCGGUAUCACGUAGGAAAUUAAAAGCUGGCGGAAGAUACAGAUGAUUUCAUAUUAAUGAUAAAUAAAUGGUUCGACAUCAUGAAUUCUUACUCAAUGAAAGGCUCAAUACCCUCAAAACAUGCAUUUGGUAUAAAUAUGCCUGCUCAAAUUGAAAUAUUACAGGUCAUUAACACGGCAUUGACUAUGAGGUGUGCCUCAAAAUCUUCUUUACUCGUAUUUCAAUAAGGAAUAAUUAUUUCUUCUAAAUUUUUAAUCAGCCUCUAUAAUGAGAUUAAAAAAAAAAUCACGUAGAAUUAUUUUUUAUAUGUAUUCAUAAAUUAAACCAAGUUUGCUUUGAAAUUUUUGUUGGCCAAAUACGGAUACGAGGAGGGUUCAAUGAUCACCCUUUCCCAUUAUCAGCUCUUCACUGAAUAAAGUUAAUUAUUUUGGGUUAAAAUCCAGGAUGUGUUAAAACUAAGACCAACACUCCCAUGGACGAUGAAGAAUUCAUGGUCGCAGACGUUAUGAAUAAAUCAAAUGUACCUGUAGAAGAAUUAGAAGGUUCUUUACAAUUAAAAGACGUGGAAAUUACGUCCGAAAUCGGAAAUUCCUCCCCCACCUCUAAUUGAAACACCCAGCAAAUUAUAGAAAAAGCUGGCUCAGACCUCGUAACAUGUUGAUGGGUUAAUGUUUUGGUAGCCAGAUUGGUUCAACGACCCCUGCGCUGGUCAGUGGAAAGUGAAGCCUUUUAACCUUUGAGUGGGGGAAGCGUGAAACGAGGAAAGGUUAUCACAAAAGUUGCGGAGAACGGUCUCAUCGGCCGAUGCUCGCUUGGUUUUUAUGUUUAGUCAAUAAUGUGGGGAGCCGGGCUGACGUCAUCUCUAAUAUAAGUCUUGUAAGGACUACAAUUGUUCCUCUAGAAGAUAUUCACUUGCAAUGGCACCUCUCCGAUAUUCUCAUGCACUCGUUUGCCGUGUUUCUUCGUCUUUUGCUGAAGAAGACUCAGCUGAGCAGGCCAAACUUCAACACGAAGCCUAUGUUAGAGCCCUUAGAGACCUGGGCUUGGAUGUGAUAGAAAUGCCACCUGAUGAGACACUCCCCAACUGUGUUUACAUCGAAGAUACAGCCAUAAUUUGUAAUGGAAUCGUUCUUAUAGCCAAACCUAAGGAUGAGAAACGCCUCAAAGAGGUUGAUAUUGUUCGGGCAGUAUUGAAAAAAGAAUUAGAACUUCCUGUUGUUGAAGUCGUUGAUGAACAAGCUUACUUGGAAGGAGGAGAUGUCUUGUUUACAGGGCAAGAAUUUUUUGUUGGAAUAUCUGACUUCACAAAUGAGGCUGGGGCAAGAGCAUUGGCUAGAGCAUUCCCAGAAUUUCCUUGUGCUCCUAUCAAGGUACCUGAAAAAAAACAUUUGAAAGCAUUUAUUUCUAUGGCUGGGCCAGAGGUAUUAUGUAUUAGUUCUGAAAAGGCUUCACAAGAUGUCUUGAAGAGAAUAGAAAGAGAAGCUACAUUCGUUUAUCAAACUCUGACUGUUCCUGAAGAAGAUGCUGCUAAUGUCAUGUAUAUCAAUGGAACUUUAAUACAUAGAGCUUCUGAAGAAAUACCGCAGGCUGCAAAGAUUUUUACUGAGAAGAUAGAUUUCAACCGUAAAAGUCUAGCUGUCUCAUAUUUGUGCAAAAACCCUAUGGCUCAUUUAAGCUCCUGCUGCUUACUUUUGCGCAAGUCAAAACAUAUACGCUCUCUUUAAAGACUGAUGCCUGCAUUGAAGGCAGAGACUUCUUCAUGUGCCACCUUUCUCUUCCCUAAUAGCUAAUAUUUAUACCUUUUAAGUUAAUAUGUUUUGUCUCUGGAGCAUCAACCUUUUUAAUGUUAUCAUACUUUAUUUUUAAUUUGUUAGUUAAUUAUCUCAAGCAUUACUAUCAGUGCUACAACUGGUCAAAUUUUAAUUUAUAGAAAAGCUGUUAUUAGCAUAAAAAAGAAAAAGAACAAAAAUAACAUGAGGAACUUCUCAACUCAUUUGUGUCAAAAUGCAAUUAUAAUUAUUAAGAAAAUAUAAAUAUAUUUCUAGUUUAUUCUCCGACGUUUUUGUGAUGAGAAAUAAUUUUAUCAAGAAGAUAACAUUUGUGAUUCAGUUGUUUCUAGGAGUAUGUGACCAACUUGAUACAUACUUUUUGAUGGGCAUUUUAUUUAACUUAAAUCCAGAUAUAUUUAAACAUUUGAGAUAAUUUUCAUAAAACCAAAGAGUUGCUGUAAUGGGAGUUGGAUUAGUUAUUCAAGAUCACUAUGGCAUUAGUUAUCCAAGAUCACUCGAGCCGCUGACAUGAAUAUGCUAACAAUUUUAAAAGUCAGUAGGUUACGUUUGAGAGUUACCUGUUAAAUAUUUGAAUGCAUACUUUAGAGCAGGAGUCUCCAAAUUUGUUGGCCCAUGGGCCGCAUUGAGAUCUCCAUUUAAACGUUCAUGGGCCAUAGCUUUUGAUGAAAAAAAGAAUUCUUGUUCAAUAAAUGACACUUAAGUUGUGAAAUGAGCUUUGAUGAAGAGAAAAAACAUGAAAUAAAUGUUCUAAUAACCUCGUGUGUGAGUAUUUUGCUAAAUUUCAUGUUUUAAAUAUUUUUUAAAACUUUACCAAGUAAUCAAAGAAACUUUCGCGGAUGUAGUUUGGAGACCCUGCUUUAUAGCAUUGUUUGUAUCAUCAUAUAUUUAACAUUUCUACAGAUUUUUUGUUUUCAAUUAUUGCUUAAUUUUAAAGCUAAAUAUUUGCUUAAAGAAAAUUAAUGUAAACAAUACAUAUUGAUUGAAGUUAUUUUAUGUUGAAGAAUUUUUUAUUACUUUAUCUUUUUUUUUUAAUAAUUUUAUUCCCCAUUGAAUUGUCUGUGAUUUUUUACUAGAUAAUUCAGUGGGAGAUCUGCUAGUAUAAUAUUCACACAUUUGAUUGAUUUCAAACCUUAAUUUAUAUGAGAAUUGUUGUCUAUAAUCUUUAUUAAGUGUCAAGAUUUAUUUAUUGUGCACUGUUUGCACAUUGUUUUGCUUAAGAUUUUGCCAUGCGAGCUUUAUUUAAAUAUUUGUUAUUUCUGAGGGGCUCUCAGCUUUGUAUAAAGGUGAAUUGUAACCAAAUGCUAUUUUGCUAUUAAGUUUUUAAAUUUUAUUUUUUUAAUUAUAUUAUUGAACUGAAUAAUAAAAUCCUAAAGGAUUAUUUAUUUGUUUUAUUUUUUUAAGUUUAAAAAAUAGAAAAAUGUUCUUUUUCCAAGUAAUAUAUGAAAGACAUAAUAGGUACAUUCCAUUUAGUUUAAAAAUAAGUGAUUACCAGUUGAAAAUAACUUUAAAAAGACUUCCAAGAUCUGAAAAUGUUAUAUUGUGAUAAUUUUAUAUGUUUAUUUAUUUGAAAAUUUUGGGAUUUUCUUUGAGGCGUUCUUUAAAUUAGUUUAAUAGUUUGAAAGUAAUAAGUAAAAAGUCAGUCUUCAGUGCAAUAAUGAGCAAAUUAAAAAUAUAAAUAUAUAUUGCCUGUAUUUGUUCAUAUUUUACUGUUAUAGAAUUUUAAUUGUGUCUGACACAGUCUUGUAGUUUAAAUUAAUAUAUAAGUGCUGAUUAAGAGAUUAUAUGUAAUUUAUUUUUGUAUCAUCAACUUGUGUUAUUAAUUAAUGUAUCAUAAUUAACUUUAAGAUGAAAGGUUGUUAUUAUUUCUACAGUAAUUAAUUAGGUAAUUUGAUUAAAUAUGAACCAUAUUGUUCUAUAUAUACUGUUAAAUAUGUACCAUACCACUUUUAAUGUCUUGUAAGUUUAUAAUACAAUUCAUAUAUUAUACCAUUUACUUGUGGUUUAAUGAUUAUAAGAUCAGUGAUAAUAUUAUUAAGACCAGUUGAAAUUUAUUUAUUCAACCAAUACGCCACAAAUUAAAAGUUUAAGGUCUCUAAAUUAUAAAAAAUAAUAGAAUAAACAAGACCAAAUCAUAAUCUAGUGGUUUUGCUGUUUUUCUACUUACUGUUGUCAUAAUCAAUAUUGGGUUGUCAUUAAACAAAUUGGAUCAAUUAUACAAACCAAAGUAAGGUUAAGCUUGUAGUCUGAAAUGUGUAUUUCAGUGUAUAUAUGUGCAUUGAAUUAUUGGGGAAAAAAAAAUUUGUAAUAUUUAUUACUUAAUUGUCAAUAUCAGUCAAUAAAGUUUUGUUUUUUUGGUACUUGGUAAAACAAUCUGAUUUUUUUUUUUUAAGGAAGGAGAUGGUCCGGGUUGCGGUCAUAAAUAGGCUAAAUAGUGGUUAAACUAUUUUAUUGAAAGCCGACAUUUCGACCCAACUUUGCAGGUCUUCAUCAGGGAGGUGUGUUCAUCUAGGAGUUUCACUUACAACUCAUAGAUCAGUGAAACUCAGUUCUAAGUGAAACUCCUAGAUGAACACACCUCCCUGAUGAAGACCUACAAAGUCGGGUCGAAAGGUCGGCUUUCAAUAAAAUAGUUUUACCACUAUUUAGCCUAUUUAUGACCGCAACUCCGGACCAUCUCCUUCCUUUAUAAUACAAUGGUCAACUAUUAAAUAUUCAAUUUUUUUUUUGGUUCUACAUAUUGGUAUUGAUACUUGGUAAAAUACAGUAAAAGUGAACUUCAUCAAUUAGCCUAAUUACUGAGUGUUAAAUAAUAAUUAUUUUUUUUUACAGAAGUAAGUCUUCUUUAAAUUGACUUUUCUAAUUAAAUAUGUAAUGUUCCCAGCAUUGUUUCUAUAAAAUAUACUUGUUUGAACCAAAGAAUAAGUUGGACCUUGGAAAUUUCCUUGGUUAUGUUUUUCCAUUUUAAUUGUUUCGUUUUUAUUAUGCACAUUAUUAGCACAAUAAAAUAAUAUACAUGUUUUGUUACCUAAAAUGUUAAUGAAUAAUUGCUUGGUAAUAUAUGAGUCAAGCAUAUUUAUGAUAAAAUAUACAAUUCAUUUAUGUAUGCUUUCAUUUUAUUAAAAAAUAUCACUGUAUCUUCUUCCAUAUUAAGGUGUUUUACUACAGUUUAGUAGUACAUUUUAUAUUUAAAGAAAAGAUAAGAUAAGUGGUAUCAAGAACCAUAUUGUAUUACAAAUUAUUUUUGAUAUUCAAAAAUUUAAUUGUUUUCAUUAAGAUCAUUAACACAAUCAUCAAUGAUUGGUCAAAUUCUUUCUACCCGAGAAUAGAGCUGAUAAUGAUAUCUUACUAUUUUCAAAGGUUUUUAAAUGUCUUAAUAACUCUGACCAAUAGUCAACAUUUUUGACCCUGAUCUGAAGAUAUCAUAACCAAAACAACUUAUUUAAGUAAUUUCCUAUUCUUAAGUUGUUUUUAUUUAUAACACAUCAAAUGAGUGAAAGAUUUUUACCAAUUCAACCCAUGAAUGUUCUUUAUUGAUUGUAUUCCUAUUUCUAAAUACAAGUGCUUGAGAAUUUUUGAAAAAAUAUAGAAUAAUUUGGAAACAAACAAAUUGUCUUCAAACUGGAAAUUAUUGUGGCCUUAAAUAACAUUACCACAAGACUAUAAGCAAUAAACUUUAGGCACUACCGGAUCCAGGAUUUAAUUUUGGGGGAGUUUCAGCCCGAAAGAUUUUUUUUUAUAUGAAAGAAAUUAACUACCUAUAUGAAAUAGUGUUUAAGUAGUUCCUGAAGUCCUAUUACAUGUAAUUACAGGAACAAGAAUACUUUAAGAGAUAGUUUUUAAUAUUUUUUUCUGUAAAACAUGGUUAUAUUUUACCAUUUUAGGGGGGGGGGGGAGACUUCAGCCCGAAAGCCCCCCGUAGAUCCGCCUGUGACCUAAGGCAAUGUGUUUUAAAAUUAGAUAAAAAUAAUUGGAUGGUUAAUGCAUUUUUAUCUCAUCAGUUCAUUUUCUAAAACUAUGCACUAAUUAAUUUAGUAAACUCAUAUCAAAGAGGAACAUCAGUCAUUUUUAAAAAGUUGAGAAUAAGCCAAUAUUUGUAACAAAUCAAUCAAUCUAAACCAAUUUAAACCAAAUCUAAUGAUUGGUUUCCAUGAUUCAACUUGAACAUAAAUUAAAUCAUCAGAAACAGUUCGAGCUAAACCAAUAAAACAAAAAUUGUCUUUUUCUCCUCUUUCUGAAAAUGACAGUCUUUGAGAUGAAGCCACUCAAUUAAUUUAUUGACCAUGUAUUUAUAAGUAAAAUGAAUAUAUGUUAUUGAAUGUAACGCCUUGUGUUUGUGUUUUGUUACAAUGGUUUCAAUUUAGGUCCUUAUUUGGUACGUUAAAUACCUCAAGAUGUUAGAUUUUUUCAAAAGCAGUUUUAAUAGUAUGAUAUCUAUGAAAAUAAUAUAGUUCGAUGUGAAAUAUACAGUUGUUGCGAAUGAGAUUGUUAUAACUAGUUUAUCCGUAAAAGCACAAUUUAAAUGUUAUAAACGCUUUAGAAACUUAUCUGGUAUAUACAAUUUUAUUUAUUGUAAAUGUAUGCUUAGUGCCUAAUUAUAUAUAUUUGUGCAUUUAUAAUUCAUUGUUAGUUUAAUGACCUGUUAUUUUUUUUUAUGAUUAAAUUAAGUGUUAAAAAAUAAUUUUAAAAUUAGCAUUAGACUUUUAAACAUCUUGUUUUAAAUUUUUCUAAUGAGUCAAACCUAACACCUAUUAAAAAAAAAUUAUAUUAACAAUCAGUGAAUUUGAUGUUACAGAUAAAAUAUAACGGCAUAAAGGAGAACACUUUCUCUUAUAUAUUAUAUAUAUUAUUUGUUAAGUGUGGAUAUCCCUCUUCAACUCUCUAAGGAUGUUGCCUGGCAUGUGUGUUGUGGCCCUGUCAUUUCGGUCAAAUGUACUUUAGACUACUGGUACCGGUGGGAGAAUGAAGUCCUGCAAAUAUUGGUCCUUUUUGCCUACCCCAAAGACAAUAAUACCAAUGUUAGUCUACUACACCUCCAUCUGUCUAUAACCUUUUUGUUCUUCUAAUGAAGUUCUAAAGUCAGUGUCAUUUUAUGGAGGAAGCUUCCUGGAUAAGUUGAACAGGGAAGGGAGGAGGAGGGUGUCCAAUAAUGAAAAAUAAUAUUUUGUAAUUUUAAUUUAAUUAACUAGCUAAUGCAAAAGUUCCUGUUCCCAACUCAUCUCUCAGUAUUUACUUAUUUUUGUAGGAAUUUCUCUGAUUAUUCAUUGAAUAUAUUUCACGUGUACAUCAGCCCAGUUGAUAUUUACUGUUUACACAGUCUAAUUUAACUUUCCCCCUUUUUGUUUCUUCCCUUAUGACAUGUGGUAUUAUCACCAACUGAUGUCCAGUAAGGUGCUCGUUAAAAGGACUCAGCAGGCGGCUCUAUCCCUCCUAGUUCACCAACAAAACAAACAACUGGUCGCAGCCUACGAGAAACACCUUCAAUGACCACACUUGAAUACUUACUACACAAUGCAUUGAAUUAACAUAUUUCCAUACUAUUCUGUCAGUUGUUUUCUGACUAAUAUUUUAUGCAAAUUAUUCGCACGGGCCAGCUAGUUAUUCUAUUAUUUUUCUUUGUGAGACAUGAAUUAUCAAAAUCCAUUUUUAAAAGUUUAUAGAGUCCUAUUAUAUUUAAUAAAUCAAGUAUGAUUAUGACAUUAAUUUUAAUUCAGUAACACAUUUAUUAGAGAAUAGAAAGAGAAGCUACAUUCGUUUAUCAAACUCUGACUGUUCCUGAGGAAGAUGCUGCUAAUGUCAUGUAUAUCAAUGGAACUUUAAUACAUAGAGCUUCUGAAGAAAUACCGCAGGCUGCAAAGAUUUUUACUGAGAAGAUAGAUUUCAACCGUAAAAGUCUAGCUGUCUCAUAUUUGUGCAAAAACCCUAUGGCUCAUUUAAGCUCCUGCUGCUUACUUUUGCGCAAGUCAAAACAUAUACGCUCUCUUUAAAGACUGAUGCCUGCAUUGAAGGCAGAGACUUCUUCAUGUGCCACCUUUCUCUUCCCUAAUAGCUAAUAUUUAUACCUUUUAAGUUAAUAUGUUUUGUCUCUGGAGCAUCAACCUUUUUAAUGUUAUCAUACUUUAUUUUUAAUUUGUUAGUUAAUUAUCUCAAGCAUUACUAUCAGUGCUACGACUGGUCAAAUUUUAAUUUAUAGAAAAGCUGUUAUUAGCAUAAAAAAGAAAAAGAACAAAAAUAACAUGAGGAACUUCUCAACUCAUUUGUGUCAAAAUGCAAUUAUAAUUAUUAAGAAAAUAUAAAUAUAUUUCUAGUUUAUUCUCCGAUGUUUUUGUGAUGAGAAAUAAUUUUAUCAAGAAGAUAACAUUUGUGAUUCAGUUGUUUCUAGGAGUAUGUGACCAACUUGAUACAUACUUUUUGAUGGGCAUUUUAUUUAACUUAAAUCAGAUAUAUUUAAACAUUUGAGAUAAUUUUCAUAAAACCAAAGAGUUGCUGUAAUGGGAGUUGGAUUAGUUAUUCAAGAUCACUAUGGCAUUAGUUAUCCAAGAUCACUCGAGCCGCUGACAUGAAUAUGCUAACAAUUUUAAAAGUCAGUAGGUUACGUUUGAGAGUUACCUGUUAAAUAUUUGAAUGCAUACUUUAGAGCAGGAGUCUCCAAAUUUGUUGGCCCAUGGGCCGCAUUGAGAUCUCCAUUUAAACGUUCAUGGGCCAUAGCUUUUGAUGAAAAAAAGAAUUCUUGUUCAAUAAAUGACACUUAAGUUGUGAAAUGAGCUUUGAUGAAGAGAAAAAACAUGAAAUAAAUGUUCUAAUAACCUCGUGUGUGAGUAUUUUGCUAAAUUUCAUGUUUUAAAUAUUUUUUAAAACUUUACCAAGUAAUCAAAGAAACUUUCGCGGAUGUAGUUUGGAGACCCUGCUUUAUAGCAUUGUUUGUAUCAUCAUAUAUUUAACAUUUCUACAGAUUUUUUGUUUUCAAUUAUUGCUUAAUUUUAAAGCUAAAUUUUGCUUAAAGAAAAUUAAUGUAAACAAUACAUAUUGAUUGAAGUUAUUUUAUGUUGAAGAAUUUUUUAUUACUUUAUCUUUUUUUUUUAAUAAUUUUAUUCCCCAUUGAAUUGUCUGUGAUUUUUUACUAGAUAAUUCAGUGGGAGAUCUGCUAGUAUAAUAUUCACACAUUUGAUUGAUUUCAAACCUUAAUUUAUAUGAGAAUUGUUGUCUAUAAUCUUUAUUAAGUGUCAAGAUUUAUUUAUUGUGCACUGUUUGCACAUUGUUUUGCUUAAGAUUUUGCCAUGCGAGCUUUAUUUAAAUAUUUGUUAUUUCUGAGGGGCUCUCAGCUUUGUAUAAAGGUGAAUUGUAACCAAAUGCUAUUUUGCUAUUAAGUUUUUAAAUUUUAUUUUUUUAAUUAUAUUAUUGAACUGAAUAAUAAAAUCCUAAAGGAUUAUUUAUUUGUUUUAUUUUUUUUAAGUUUAAAAAAUAGAAAAAUGUUCUUUUUCCAAGUAAUAUAUGAAAGACAUAAUAGGUACAUUCCAUUUAGUUUAAAAAUAAGUGAUUACCAGUUGAAAAUAACUUUAAAAAGACUUCCAAGAUCUGAAAAUUUUAUAUUGUGAUAAUUUUAUAUGUUUAUUUAUUUGAAAAUUUUGGGAUUUUCUUUGAGGCGUUCUUUAAAUUAGUUUAAUAGUUUGAAAGUAAUAAGUAAAAAGUCAGUCUUCAGUGCAAUAAUGAGCAAAUUAAAAAUAUAAAUAUAUAUUGCCUGUAUUUGUUCAUAUUUUACUGUUAUAGAAUUUUAAUUGUGUCUGACACAGUCUUGUAGUUUAAAUUAAUAUAUAAGUGCUGAUUAAGAGAUUAUAUGUAAUUUAUUUUUGUAUCAUCAACUUGUGUUAUUAAUUAAUGUAUCAUAAUUAACUUUAAGAUGAAAGGUUGUUAUUAUUUCUACAGUAAUUAAUUAGGUAAUUUGAUUAAAUAUGAACCAUAUUGUUCUAUAUAUACUGUUAAAUAUGUACCGUACCACUUUUAAUGUCUUGUAAGUUUAUAAUACAAUUCAUAUAUUAUACCAUUUACUUGUGGUUUAAUGAUUAUAAGAUCAGUGAUAAUAUUAUUAAGACCAGUUGAAAUUUAUUUAUUCAACCAAUACGCCACAAAUUAAAAGUUUAAGGUCUCUAAAUUAUAAAAAAUAAUAGAAUAAACAAGACCAAAUCAUAAUCUAGUGGUUUUGCUGUUUUUCUACUUACUGUUGUCAUAAUCAAUAUUGGGUUGUCAUUAAACAAAUUGGAUCAAUUAUACAAACCAAAGUAAGGUUAAGCUUGUAGUCUGAAAUGUGUAUUUCAGUGUAUAUAUGUGCAUUGAAUUAUUGGGGAAAAAAAAAUUUGUAAUAUUUAUUACUUAAUUGUCAAUAUCAGUCAAUAAAGUUUUGUUUUUUUGGUACUUGGUAAAACAAUCUGAUUUUUUUUUUUUAAGGAAGGAGAUGGUCCGGGGUUGCGGUCAUAAAUAGGCUAAAUAGUGGUUAAACUAUUUUAUUGAAAGCCGACAUUUCGACCCAACUUUGCAGGUCUUCAUCAGGGAGGUGUGUUCAUCUAGGAGUUUCACUUACAACUCAUAGAUCAGUGAAACUCAGUUCUAAGUGAAACUCCUAGAUGAACACACCUCCCUGAUGAAGACCUACAAAGUCGGGUCGAAAGGUCGGCUUUCAAUAAAAUAGUUUUACCACUAUUUAGCCUAUUUAUGACCGCAACUCCGGACCAUCUCCUUCCUUUAUAAUACAAUGGUCAACUAUUAAAUAUUCAAUUUUUUUUUUUGGUUCUACAUAUUGGUAUUGAUACUUGGUAAAAUACAGUAAAAGUGAACUUCAUCAAUUAGCCUAAUUACUGAGUGUUAAAUAAUAAUUAUUUUUUUUUACAGAAGUAAGUCUUCUUUAAAUUGACUUUUCUAAUUAAAUAUGUAAUGUUCCCAGCAUUGUUUCUAUAAAAUAUACUUGUUUGAACCAAAGAAUAAGUUGGACCUUGGAAAUUUCCUUGGUUAUGUUUUUCCAUUUUAAUUGUUUCGUUUUUAUUAUGCACAUUAUUAGCACAAUAAAAAAAUAUACAUGUUUUGUUACCUAAAAUGUUAAUGAAUAAUUGCUUGGUAAUAUAUGAGUCAAGCAUAUUUAUGAUAAAAAUAUACAAUUCAUUUA